Phytophthora sojae is the source of this 669-nucleotide messenger RNA. RefSeq lists its product as hypothetical. Gene Ontology annotation, molecular function: transcription corepressor activity. The record is from RefSeq and is a predicted model, not a curated record. Gene Ontology annotation, biological process: negative regulation of gene expression. Gene Ontology annotation, cellular component: nucleus; cytoplasm. The coding region runs from base 1 to 669 and encodes 222 amino acids. The transcript has a single exon. Lineage: Eukaryota; Oomycota; Peronosporomycetes; Peronosporales; Peronosporaceae.
AUGUCUUCAACUCGCGCCAAGAACGCCAAGAACCCAGCCGCUACGGCCCUUGGAGGCAAGGUGUUGCGCCAGUGGAGACCUAAUGUUGCCGGACCGGAGCUGCUGGUCACGCAGGGCGACCUCACGAGCUGCAGGGCCGACGCAGUCGUCAACGCCGCCAACACGCGCCUCCAGCAUGGCGGGGGUCUGGCUGGCGCUAUUGUACGCAAGGGUGGGGUCUCCAUACUGGAGGAGAGCGACAAGUGGAUUAAUAGUCACGGACCUCUGAAGGUCGGGGACGCCGUCGCCACCAGCGCCGGAAAGUUGCCGUGCCGGCACGUGAUCCACACGGUCGGGCCCAAUGUCGGCAGUGCAAAGCCGACUGCCGAGCACUCGGCCCAGUUGAGACGCGCAGUGUGGAGCGCGUUAAUGGAGGCCGACCGACUCGAGGCCAAGGCGGUGGCGGUGCCGGGCAUCUCCACCGGCAUCUUCGGGUACCCGCGGGACCUCGGCGCGCUGGAAAUUGUGCGCGAGUCUGUACGCUUUUGCACGGAGAAAGGAGGGGAGACGACAGUGGAGCGUAUUGCAUUGAUGAACAUCGACGACCCAACGGUCGCGAGUUUCGUGAUGGCAGUAGAUGGCGCUAGGAAGCAACGAGAAGAUGCAGACGGAAGACGACAACAUUUGUGA